AUGGCGCGGGCGAUGGGACGUUGGAAGGGAGCUGCAGUAUUAGCACUGGCACUUGUCUCGGGCAGCUCUUUACUUUGGCCACAGAGCUUUGCCGCGAACACCGGCUUUGGGGCUGAAGGCGGAGCCACCUUGGGCACCUUGAUCCUGUGCGUGGGGAUGGCGGCCAUCUAUGGUUUUUCAUGGCAGCAGGGCCAGGCCCUGCGUGCGGCCGAGAGCCAACUUCCGGAGACCACCGGCGAGGUGGCCAAGAAGCCGCGGAUCGGGGCGCUGGACAGCCUCAGGUUCAUUUUGAUUGCUUACAUUGCGAGUGGCCACUUCAUCCACACUGCCACCAAGAACCCCUUUCUACUGCGCAUGAUCACACAGAUCAACGUGGUGGUGGGCGCCUUCUUCGUGAUCUCCGGCUACGUCGCUGCCUACACCACCACCGAGCUCGGCCAGCGCAAGGGCUCAAAACGAUUGGACAACGCGGUUGAGUUCGUGGUGACUCGCAUCAUGGGUCAUUGGCCACUUCACUUGAUCGUCUUGCUUCUCUUCUCCCCCAUGUUCCUUUAUGUGGAUGUGUCCUACAGUGGCUGGCCAACUGCCUUGUGGAACGGCUUCAUUUCCACAUUCAUGCUGCAGGCCUGGUUUCCGACCUCCGGAGAGGUCUGGAAUGCUCCGACCUGGUUCCUCUCUGCCCUGUCCUUCGCCCUAUGCGCGCUGCCCUACAGCUUGCGGGUCUUGGCCACACAGAAGAAGGAGGAGCUGAGGCGGACCUUGGUGAUCUUGACCCUCCUCAGCUUGAUCCCCAAGGUGGCCUAUAGCUCCGAUCUUCAUGCCUGGGGCAUCAUGGAAGGCAUGCUGAAUGCGAAGACGCAUCCCAACUACGCGGUCUUCAACACGUUGCGUUUCAGCCCCCUGGGAGCACUCUUGGAGGUGCCGGUGGGAGCACACCUCGGGGUUUGGAGGGUCGGGGGGGUUUGGAAGUGUGAAGGGUUCACCGGAUUGGGCUGGGGAGCUGCAGCCACGGCAGAUCUGGAUCUGGAUCUGAUGCUAACCUCCCCGCCUGGCAGUGGCCUCUCAAGAUACAAAGGCACGGGCUUCGACCCGGAGGCCUGCGGCGAGGCCUGUGAGGCGCUGGCCGAGGCGAUUGCCAAGGGGAACCAGCAGCAGGUGGAGAGCCUCAUUUGCGCGCUCAAGCUGAUGAUGCCACCAAGCAGCGGUGCUGAGCAGGCCUUAGGCCCACCGCGGGACAACUUCAUCUUGCGCCCGGAGGAACUCGAUUGGUCCGAGCAGGACUUCCUUGGAGGCCUGGAGGAGAACCAGCGCAUCGUCCAGGAGUGCGAGGCCAAGUUCGCACGGCUGGUGGCACAGCAACCUCAGGGCUUCCGAGCCCCAGAGGUCUUGGCCAAGGGCUUGGACCUGGCGGUGGUUUACCUGAAGAACUACGCGCUCGACAAGGCCGACGCCUUGUACGAGAUCACCAAGCCGCAUUGCCUCUCAAGAGGUUUGCCUUGGAACGUGAAGUGGUUCCAAGACUGCGCGACGUUGCGGUGCAAGCAGAACCGCCAAGCGGAGGCCGCGCCCAUGCUGGAAGAGGUGGCCAAGCUAACGCCGCCGCACGAGGCGACUUUGAGGAAUUUGGGCACUGUUUACAACCAGCUGCGGGAGCACGACAAGGCGAAGGUCUAUUUUGAUGCGGCGGCAGAGCUGGUCGGCGAGCGCGACAGCAAUGGCAAGCUCAUUCUAGACAAGGAGGAUCUUUGGAACAUUGGCCUGGUGCACAAGAACAAAAAGAACUACGCGGAGGCUGCGCCCAUGCUGGACCAGGCCUUGGAGAAGUGGCUCAAGGAGGAUCCCGAGGACGACGUGACAUUAGCGAAGCUUUACGACUCAGUGGGCAGCUGCUACGAUGAAAUGGGGAGGCAUGAGGAGGCGGUCGAAGUUCUCCAAAAGGCCAAGGACUUGUAUGAUCGCUCCAUCGGUACCGAGAGCCCCUUGUACGGCAGCGCUUGUGAGCGGCUGAGCCGAGCGCUCGUGCAUGCGCAGCGGCAUCAAGAAGGUUUGGACAAUCUCAUCGAAGCCUUCACAGUCAUUGCGCUUCAGGACGCUGUGCACCCCACGCCGCUCUUUGAGCUUUUGGGCAUCGCUUUGGAGGAGAUCCCCAUCACCAAGGAGGUGGACGUGCGCGAGCUGGCGCGGCUGGAGAUGCCGAUCCAGGCGGCGGUGCGGAACAUGCGCUAUCGGGGCCUGGAUCAGGAUGGCAACUGUGGAGUCCUCUUCGAGCGCAUGGCGCGCGCGCUGGUGCUUUGCAGCUCUGCCGGUGGCACGGCCGAGGAGCAGCGCUCGGCCGGGCAGCGCCGCGCGACCGCGCGGACGCUUCUGCUGCACGCACGGCCGCUAGUGGAGCAAGCCACCAAAGAGGGCCUGGCGGAUUUGACGCAUAUCUCCAUGCUGAUUGACACGGAGCUGCAAGCCUUAGAGAACCAAGAUGCCGCUGCCCGUCUUGGUUUGCCCCAGCAGAUGGGCCAAACGCCGGCAGCGCCAACACCCGUCCCAUCCAGACCAGCUCCACCAGUGCCUCCAGUCGCUGUGGCACCACCGGUGCCCGCACCCGUGCCCGCACCGGUCCCAGCAGUCCCACCGGUGGCUGCACCGGUGGCAGCACCGGCCGCGGUGCCGGGAGCGCCGACGGGGUGGCGACGGAGAUGA
Molecule: messenger RNA, 2694 nt
Organism: Durusdinium trenchii
Lineage: Eukaryota; Dinophyceae; Suessiales; Symbiodiniaceae
Source: the annotation of a GenBank genome assembly